Messenger RNA from Quercus lobata, 2124 nucleotides. RefSeq lists its product as uncharacterized. Lineage: Eukaryota; Viridiplantae; Streptophyta; Magnoliopsida; Fagales; Fagaceae. The record is from RefSeq and is a predicted model, not a curated record. The transcript has a single exon. The coding region runs from base 1 to 2124 and encodes 707 amino acids.
AUGCGGCUACCUAUUCCCAAUUUCGUCAAGAAGCUAUGGUAUGCUUGGAAUCUCCGGAGCUGUAUUCUCAUAAGCCUCUGGCUGCAAACAAUUUUAGUUCUAUUUGCAUUCCUCAGAAAACGGACCAGAAGAAAACUGUUACACGGGCUCAUAUGGUUUGCAUACUUGCUUGCAGACUGGAUUGCACCUGUUGCCAUUGGACUAAUCUCCAAAAGCGAAGGUGUUGGUUGUGAUGGAAAGGGGAAUAAUAAGGACUUAAUGGCAUUCUGGGCUUCGUUUCUUUUGUUGCAUCUUGGUGGCCCUGAUACCAUCACUUCUUUUGCUAUUGAGGAUAAUGAGUUCUGGCUUAGGCACUUGGCUGGACUCAUAUUACAGGUUUUGGCAACUGCUUAUAUCUUCUAUCAAUCGCUUCCUAACAAGCUUUGUGUUCCCACUGUCAUGGUGUUUCUUGUGGGAACCAUCAAGUAUGUAGAGCGAACACGUGCUCUCUUUCUUGCAAGCAUGAACCAGUUUGGAUGUUCAGUGUUGCCAAAGCCAGAACCCGGGCCUGAUUUUGAAGAAGUCAUGAAGAUGAGCUCUUCAAUGACGCUGGAACAGGUUGAAAAUCCUAAAAGGUCUUAUUUAGUACACAGAACUUCUGCAAAAGAUUCUGAAUCCAUAGUUGAAAGGAUACCCUUCGAUGAAAUGCAAUUGUUACAGGAAGCACAUCUUCUCUUUGACAAAUUCAAGGGUCUUAUUGUAGGCCUCCAUAUCAGUUCCAAGGUAAGAGAAAGGAGCCAAGAUAUCUUUCUUACUAUAUCUGCAGCUGAAGCAUUUAGACUCAUAGAGUUUGAGCUCAAUUUCAUGUAUGAGUAUCUCCACACCAAGGUGGUCGUGGUUCGCUGCACAUUUGGGUACUUUCUACGCUUUAUUAGCUUUACUUUAAUCGUUGGAGCAUUGGCAUUCUUUUCAAUUGAGAACCACCAUGAGUUUCAUCAUGUUAGUAAGUUUGAUUACUUUGAUAUCAUCCUUACUUAUGUCUUGCUUGUUGGGGCAUUAGGCCUCGAGGCCAUAUCAGUCCUAAUGCUUAUAUUAUCCGACCGGACCCUCCUUGCUGUGAAGGGUAGCCGGAGCACACUCGAUAAAAUUUUGAAAAGAAGCAAGUGGUCUAAGUCAGUCUCCCAGUACGAUAUGAUAAGCUAUUGCUUGAAUGAUCCUCCAACAUGGGUGUACACAUUAGCUAAUUAUGUUGGUGCUGGUGAAGUGCUAGAGAAGAUGACUAUAUUGCGUUUUUCACAUUCAAAGGGAGUUUAUGAAGAUCUUGAGGAAUUUAUUUUCACCGAGCUGAGCUUGAAAUCUAGGAAUGUAAAAUCUAUAAGAGCUGCCAGGGAUGCAUCUUCUCAAAGAGGUGAUUGGGCUCUUCUACGGACUUCUAGCUAUUUCGAACUAAAAUGGAGCAUUGAGGAGUAUCAGUACGCGGAAAGCCUUCUCAUUUGGCACAUGGCUACUGAGAUACUCUACGCUCAGGAAACCAAAUCAAGUACUGGUAUUGAUGAUAAUAAAAGUAAUCGAAAAAUAUGCAAAUUACUUUCAGAUUAUAUGUUUUAUCUUCUUGUCAUGAAGCCUAAAAUGAUGGCCCCUGUGUUAGGCAAUUGGCAAAUAGUCUUCCAGGACACUUGUGCAGAAGCUAAGCGAUUCUUUCACCAAAAAAGCAUAUCGAAGAAAGCUGAAGGCUGUGGAGAAAUCCUUAAGGUGGUAAGUAAAUACAUUUUGGAUGAUUCUAAGGGAAAUGAAAGCAAACAUUCGGAUGAUUCUAAGGGAAGUGAAAGCAAACAUGGGUACAGAUCAGCUAAUCUGAAGGGAAAUGUAAGCAAAUCUGUGUUUAUUGAUGGAAGUAUCCUAGCAAAACAGCUCAAUGACGACAAGGAGUUGAAGACAGACAAAUGGAAGCUAAUGAGCCGAGUUUGGGUGGAAUUGAUGUCUUAUGCUGCCAUUAAUUGUAGACCAAAUGCACAUGCAGAGCAACCUAGUAAGGGUGGAGAGCUCUUGACAUUCAUUUGGUUACUGAUGAAUCAUCUGGGCAUUGGAACACAGUUCUACGAGCAGGAACGCCAAGCUAGAGCCAAAAUGGUCCCGCGAAAGUAA